This is a messenger RNA of Dentiscutata heterogama, 271 nucleotides long. Lineage: Eukaryota; Fungi; Glomeromycota; Glomeromycetes; Diversisporales; Gigasporaceae. The record is from the annotation of a GenBank genome assembly.
UUCAAAGUUAGCUCCAAUUAAUACAUGCCUUACCAAGGCAAACCUUACAAAAAAAGAGCUAAUGUCUAAAAUUAGAUUAUUAAAUAAAAGAGUUGAACAUUUGGAAGAAGAGAUUGAAACUCUUAAUAACUCUGGUACAAGUUCUUUGUGGCAGAUACUUAAAUAUCUUUUGUAUUCUAAUUUACCAACUGAAGAUCUAAGAUCUGAUCAAGAGGAAUCUGGAUUCCAACUUUCAAAAAGAAAAAAAAGAAAAACCAUGCUUUUCUCCUAG